This is a messenger RNA of Phyllotreta striolata, 841 nucleotides long. The record is from the annotation of a GenBank genome assembly. Lineage: Eukaryota; Metazoa; Arthropoda; Insecta; Coleoptera; Chrysomelidae.
CAGUCUCAGCAGGAACGUCGGCGCUACAUCGACUUCGAGUCGAACAAAAAAAAAAAACAUGUUGAACUCGGAGUGUUGUUUGCUGUGCUACUCGGUCAUCGUGACGAUUGUAGCCGUUCUGUACGUUCUCUUCGACGUCAAUUACUUCAUUCGGAUCGGCUUCACCAUCGGCCUGGGCAGGCUCCUCGAGAAAAAGAAGAAAGUUCAAGAUGGAACGCACAUUUACGGAAUCUGUACAUCGCAGGACGUCGACAUAUUCUUCAGUCACAUGAACAACGCCCGUUACGUCCGCGAACUGGACUUCGCCCGCUUCCAUUUCUACGACAGGACCGGAAUAUACGAGGAGAUCAAAAAGCACAAGGGUCACGUCCUGCAAACGGCCUCUAACAUUCGCUACAGGCGCACCAUACCGUGGUUCAACACCUACAAAGUCACUACGAAGAUUGUUUACUGGGACGAGAAGACCCUUUACAUCGAGCAACAGUUUAUAACGCUACGCGACGGUUUCAUAAGGGCGAUAGUGCUGAGCAAACAGAGCACUAUCGGGUUGAACGUGCCCGAAAUUAUGGCCAAACUUACCGGUUGCGACGUGUCCUACAGGCCCAACCCGCCCGACGAGCUCCAAGAUUGGCUGGCCUCGAUGGAGAAGAGCAGCAACAGAUUGAGGAAGAAGGAUUGAAUUGAAAUGUUUGCGAUGGAGCAUCUUGCCUUGGUUUAAUUAUUUAUUUUUGUUGAGGGUUGGUUAUUUGUGUUAUUAAAUUUUUUUUUUGUAUUUGUUGUGGUGUGUGGUUUUACUCUAUAAUGUGUAUGUCAAUUUGUGUUAUAGAAAAGCGAAAUAUUC